AUGGAAACGAACAUGCGGACCUGCUACGAUUUUACCGAUACGAAACCAAAAAAAGUUAACGCCGGCACUACGAUGAAAUUUUUGUGCUCCAGCGUCGAAUACAGUUAUAGGUACAUUUUCAUAACUUACUCGCUCAGUGUCUCAGUUCAAUGGCUUUUCAACAUGGAAAUCACGGUGGAAUACCAGAAUAUAUUUUACAUUAUCACUUGGGGAUAUGACAUCCAUGGCUAUGAGACCGGAACAACGGUAUCGAAACCGAAACCGACUAAACCGAGUACUGGAAAAAUACCGGCGGUACCGAAGUGCACGAAUCCGACGACGACAACAGCUCAAACAACAACGCCAAGUACUACUAAAACAGCCUCUACAACAACAACUACUACUACUACUGAUACUACUACUACUACUACAACUACUACUACUACAACUUCUACUACUACUACUACUACUACUACGACUGCAGUGAUAUCAGUCUAUCGCUCGACAACUCACGAGCAAAAUUUGUUCCAUUCAUCCCAGCAUUCAAAGUGGCUUCAUAUAACUGGCUCUUAUAAGAACGUUCCUUCCAAGGAACCAUGGUGGUACAUGGAUCUUGCGGAUUAUUACGAAGUUAUAUACGUCAAACUUUUUGCGUCUGAAUUUGUUAACGUUACGACCCAGAUGGUGAACUUCAAAAUCUUUGUAAGUCCGACAAUGAUUAGCACAGAGAAAGAUUUGCAAGUACUUAGCGAUCAACUCUGCUACUACUAUACCGAAAAAGAGAAAAGAUUUAGUCCGGGAGAGAUGAGAAUUUUUAGAUGCUUCAACUGUCAGACUCUUGGAAGAUACCUGGUAAUCUACAAGGUCAACAAAAUGUUCAACAUGAACUGGCUGCACAAACUGGAGGCCGUUGUGUUCGAUCCUGAAACCGAAUCUCCGAUUCAGCAGCAAGUCUACAGUACAAUGAUUGACAUUAGCAAAAGCGCCGCCUACUCUGUGGACCCCUUCUUGGGGGUGGACGAAGAUAGAUCGACUUAUAUCAUCGCCGGACUAGUUGAAAAUUUUGGAGUGAAGUUCUCGUGGUAUUCCGUCAAUUUUGAAAAAUCUCUUCAUCUCUUUAGGGUCGUCAUUACAAACACAAGAGAAGACAUCGGAAAAAACUUGAAGAAUUUCACGGUAAGUAUGACAGAGUCACACAAGCUGAAUGUAUGCUCCCUGGAUCUCUGCCACCAUUACAAGGAUGAAAUAGGGCUGGGCGUGACAAAAUCACUCGACUGCACACCCGGGCCAGUGAUGGGCCAGUACUUACUAAUUGAGCGGAUGUUUGGCGAGUUGGUAUUCGCCGAGAUUCAAGUAUUUGCCCGAAACCUCGUCAUUAAAAGGUCGGCGAAUAAAGGUAGGAUGCGACUUGAAAAAUUCGUAAAUCACGGAAUAAUGAAUAGCAACAAUUAUAACAAUGAAAAUAAUAAUAAGAAGAAGAAGAAGAAGAACAAUAAUCCAAUUUUUCUUUACUAG
This is a messenger RNA of Helobdella robusta, 1494 nucleotides long. RefSeq lists its product as hypothetical. The record is from RefSeq and is a predicted model, not a curated record. Bases 1 to 1494 code for a protein of 497 amino acids. The transcript has 13 exons. NCBI's taxonomy places the organism in Eukaryota, Metazoa, Annelida, Clitellata, Rhynchobdellida, Glossiphoniidae.